ACCCUGUUCUCUUCUCUGCUUCUGCUUUUCCCUAACGUUGGCCUCUGAGCAUUUUCUCGAAUCUGGUUAUAUCAGUGCAUGUUUCUGCGUGUUCCUCAAACAUGGUUGAAAGGUGGAGAACAGAAACAUGAUGGCAAGUUUUCCUUGACGGAGCUGAGCUGCAACAAUAUAGAUUAGUUGUGAAUUGUGAGUAAGGAAUGGGUGACAAGAAGAAGAAGGCUCAGAUGUUUGUAAAACUAGUGUCUGCUGCUGGGACUGGAUUCUUCUAUGUUAAGAGGAAACCAAGGCAGUUUACAGAGAAGCUUGAGUUUCGAAAAUAUGAUCCUAGGGUUAAUCGUCAUGUUCUGUUUACAGAGGCUAAAAUGAAGUGAUAGGGCAACUUUCAUGUUUGCCUUUCAUUGUAACUGCACCAAUCCUGUACUGCUUUUUUAGACAAUUAUCAUAUUUUGUAUUAGAAGUUGAAUAAUACCAACUUCUUUUUUUUUACUGUUUCUAUCUCUGUUCUUUUUCUAUUCAGAUUAAGUUUUUCAUAUUUGAGGGUGAGCCUUGAUCAGCGGUAAGGUUGUUUCUUGGGACUGGAAUGUCACAUUUGUGUUUGAGAAAUAGUCUCUUUGUAAGAAUACGAGGGUAAGAAUGCGUGCAAGUAACCCUCACUUUUAUCUUCAUAAGUCCAGGAACCUUAUGUACCGGGUUUGCCCCUUUGCCAGUUUUAGUAUUUGGUAUUUGUUUCUGUUGUGAUGUU
Molecule: messenger RNA, 742 nt
Organism: Gastrolobium bilobum
Lineage: Eukaryota; Viridiplantae; Streptophyta; Magnoliopsida; Fabales; Fabaceae
Exons: 3
Coding region: 198-371 (57 amino acids)
Biological process (GO): translation
Cellular component (GO): ribosome; large ribosomal subunit
Molecular function (GO): structural constituent of ribosome
Source: RefSeq, a predicted model, not a curated record